AUGGCACUCCCAACCCUGGGAGCGCAGGUGCGCCCGUACCGGGACUUCCUCACUCCAGCUCUGCACAGGAGAUUCACCAAAGCUAGCCGAUAUACACUACUGCUUUGCUAUUUCAUCGCGUGUUUCAUGGGAGAGUGGGACAACGCACUCUGGCUAUGGUUCCCCAUUGGUCCCACAGGCAUUCGCACGUGCAUGAUCUUCCUCCCCGCUCUGAUCAUUUAUGUACUUCGAGUCGCGCAAUGGCAUGUCGGCGAGCGCCAUACAUCCACACGCUUCGAGACCGCCCAAAAGUACUUCUUCCGCAAAUCCACCAUCCUCACCCUCGCAUUCUACGCUUUCUCGGCAUGGCUGUACGGAGAGGUUUACAUAUGGUCGCGACCCAGCCAGGCCAAGCUCGGCUUCACCGACAUGGGACGCGCACACGAGCGCUUGAAGCUCAAUGAGCGGCCGCUCUACCUGCGACUCUUGUUCUUCUUCCUGGCCAUUGUCCAAACCGCUACCCACCUUUGCGAGGAUUAUGACUCCAUUCGCGUGCCGGCCAUGAAACCAAGGAAGAACAAUGACGACUCCACUAUUACCGUGCCAGCAGGCACAUCAUCCAACCCCAGGCAGACCCUUGUCAAGAUGCUCCCCAGCAUUUUAACGACCUCGGCAAUCCUCACAGCAUUUUCGCUGGUGGCUGGCACAUUUCUCUACUUCGUUGGACCUCGCCAUCUGAUCUGGGACUAUUAUUACAGCUUCAGCCGCACCUUCAUCAGUUUGUCAAAGACCUCCAAACCCACUGGAGUUGCACCGUUCUUGCCGCUCGUGUGGGGCUUUCUGCUCGAAGGAAGUUUACUUGUUGCUCUGUGGCAAUUCGUGAAUAAGGCCUUCGACCUGUAUAUUGCCCAGGAGCCUUUGAAGAAUGACCAGCCCAUCACCAACGACUCAAAGGAUCCUAACGGAACGCUACUGAACGGUCUCAAGUCGAAGAAGGAAGCUGUCAAGGCCAUUGCACUGUGGGAGCUUGCUUUAAUCACAGACUCCUUUCCCGAGCGUCGAAAGACCAUUUACGGCGAGCUUGAGCGCAAGAAAGCAUCGACGUUCCAGCAGGUCACUGAUAUUUGUCUGGCCGAGAUCAAGUUCCUCAUUGAACGCUUGAACGUUGCGCUUGAUCCAACCUGGCGCCCGCAGCCCUCUACUGGCACACAACAGCCAUCUCCACCGGUGCAGCUCGUUCCGCAAAUCUCUCAACCCCUCAAAGUUGACCAGAUUGCGGCCGCACCAUCGAAGCCUAUCUCGAAGUGGGAACAGGUCUCGGAUACAGCAGCCAGCAUUGCCAAAUCACACAGCGCGCCUGGCAAUGCACAGCAAGCAUAUGGCCGCGAAGCCCUCAACAAGGGUCUCAAAAAGGCACAAGAAGGAAAACAACAGGCCGAAACUGCCGUCGGAACAUACUACAACAAACUUGUGUCUUCGCCUCUUGGCUGGCCUUUCCGCCAUUCUCUUGAACGCACCACCAGCAUCAUCGUGCUUGGCGCACCCUAUUCGCGCAUCUCUCUUAUUUGCAACGCCAUUACCGCUCUGACUAAUCUCACUACUUUUUCCCUCAAGCAAGAUGAACUUGGCCACUUUCACCAUGGCGUGCCAUCUAUCAUCCGCAUCUUCACAAAUGCCAUCAACAGGAUUGACGACUACAUGGCCGCUGUGCAGGUGCACUGGAGUGACUACGAGUCCCUCAAGAAGCCAGAAGCUGAACGCAAGAACGUGCCGCAGGUCAAUGAAGUCAGAGAAUGCUUGAGAGAGGGUCUAGAGAGGAUCUUGGGGACGUUUAACGAGUUCUUGGGUGGUAUGGGGUUGACCAAGCUGGAAAUAUUGGACGCAAAGAAGGCAAUUGGCACGAAGGUGCCGGAGAUGAUUCAGGCUUGA
Parastagonospora nodorum SN15 is the source of this 1908-nucleotide messenger RNA. RefSeq lists its product as hypothetical. The coding region runs from base 1 to 1908 and encodes 635 amino acids. Gene Ontology annotation, cellular component: nuclear pore transmembrane ring; spindle pole body. Gene Ontology annotation, molecular function: spindle pole body-nuclear membrane anchor activity. The transcript has 3 exons. The record is from RefSeq and is a predicted model, not a curated record. Lineage: Eukaryota; Fungi; Ascomycota; Dothideomycetes; Pleosporales; Phaeosphaeriaceae. Gene Ontology annotation, biological process: spindle pole body localization; nuclear pore organization.